Nerophis lumbriciformis (worm pipefish) is the source of this 1383-nucleotide messenger RNA. The record is from RefSeq and is a predicted model, not a curated record. Lineage: Eukaryota; Metazoa; Chordata; Actinopteri; Syngnathiformes; Syngnathidae.
AUGGAGGCUGAGCGUGAGAGAAAGGAGGAGGUUGAUGAAAGAGGGCGAGCCGGGAUGGGAAGAGGAUGGAGAGAAAUUGGAGGCGAGCGAAUCUGUCGGGGAGUUGUAAUAGUCUGCCGUCGGCCCACCCGAGGGAAUCCAGACACUGCAGAGGAGGAGGAAGAGGGUAGUGGUAGAGAUGAAGACGGCCGAGAGACAAAGAUGGCCAAGAGUUUAUGUGUUGGGAGCGUCGUUUCCAUUUCAGACGACGACCCCCUGCAGCCUGUCACCUCAGACGAGACAGUUUCAGUGGGCGGAGCUGUCACACUGACCUGCCAUGUUGCCGAGAGCGACAACUCGUCACUGCAGUGGUCAAACACGGCGCAGCAGACACUCUACUUCGGCGAGAAAAGAGCACUGCGAGACAACCGCAUCCAGCUGCACCGCUCCACGCCCACCGAGCUGUCCAUCAUCAUCUCCGAGGUGCAGCUGUCCGACGAGGGCGAGUACACCUGCUCCAUUUUCACCAUGCCCGUGCGCACUGCACGUGCCACCGUCACAGUACUAGGUGUCCCUGGAAAGCCUCACAUCUCAGGCUUGGAGAAUCCUGUGCAGGAGGGGGGUGCAGUCACCUUGACCUGCACCAGCACAGGCAGCAAGCCCCCAGCUAGGCUGCGAUGGUUCCGUGGGGACCUGGAACUAGAAGGCCGGCCGGACGUGGUGGAAUCUGUUCCGGAUGAACCCACUUACAACGUGAGCAGCGAGCUGACGCUGGAAGUGAGCCGUGCCGAUGACAACGAGGUAGUCACCUGUGCAGUGGACCACCCGUCGCUCACCCCAGGGGAUAAGAGGAGCGAACAGGCCCUCCAUGUCCUGUAUUCCCCUAACGUUGAGAUCCUACCUGAGAGCGAUCUGCCUCGCGAGGGGGAGAAGUUUCACCUUGAGUGUUUGGGCAAUAGCAACCCAGAGCCGUCCUAUAGUUGGAAGAAGAAAGAUGGAGAGCUCCCCCCGCUGGCAAAAGAUGAGGGCACCUUCUUACGCUUUGAGGUGCUCAACAAGUCCGACAAUGGAGUCUACCUGUGCUUCGCCGACAACGGCAUCGGGAGCAGUGUCGGAGAGUACACGCUGUUGGUGCAAGAUGCUGAAGAAAACAUUGCAGACCCCACGGCCAUGUCGACAUCAUCAGGCGUGGACCACGCAGUGAUCGGGGGUGUGGUGGCCGUCAUCGUCUUUAUCCUGCUGUGCCUCCUCAUCGUCUUUGGGAGAUACCUUAUUAGACACAAAGGAACAUAUUUGACCCACGAGGCCAAAGGCUCAGACGACGCCCCUGAUGCUGACACGGCCAUCAUCAACGCCGAGGGCGGAAACUCCGGAGCCGAGGAUAAGAAGGAAUACUUCAUCUAG